This is a messenger RNA of Phaedon cochleariae (mustard beetle), 786 nucleotides long. Lineage: Eukaryota; Metazoa; Arthropoda; Insecta; Coleoptera; Chrysomelidae. The record is from the annotation of a GenBank genome assembly.
AUGUCUGAAGCAGAGGAAAAUUUAACAUACAUUUGUAAUGUAUGUAAGCACAAGGGUGAUGAUCUACAAUUUUUGGUGGAUCAUAUAAAUUCCAGUCAUACAUUUGCAAAUGAAAGCGAAGCAUUGAGGGCGGUUUCGGCAUAUACUGUUCAAGAAUUGCCAGAUGAAAGGGAAUCUAGUUCAUUACCAGAUCCAGUCACAGUAUCUUAUUCUGAACUCGACAGAAAAUUGUGGACACGUGAAGUUACUCUCAGUCUUAUAAGUUUGGUUGAUAAAUACGACAAUGAUUUUCAAACCUCUGUGAAAAAGUAUAUUUGGAUGAAAAUUUCCAAAUUAAUGAUGGAGAAAUUCGAACAUAAAUUGACAUGGCAACAAUGUGAUACGAAGUGGAAGUCACUGAAAAAGACCUAUAAGGAUGUGAAAGAUCAUAAUUCCAGUUCAGGAAAAAACAGAAGAAAAUGGGAAUAUUUUGAUGCCAUGGAUGGCAUACUCUUCAAGAAACCUGAAAUCCAUGCACCAGCUACCUGCAGUAGCCAUACAGGACUGGUGGUUUCUGGACCUAAGAGUCAGGAAGGUUCUACUUCUGGAAAUAAAGAAAAUGAAUCUAAUACUUCAGAAACUGAAAUUUCUUCUGUUGAAAAAUGUGUACCAUUUGAAUCUUCCUUCUCGAAGAAAAGGAAAAUGGCUUUGAAUGCAAGUGAACGUCGACACAAGGAAAAAAUGCAAAGACAGGACAGAUUUUUAGACUGUUUUGAAGAUUUUGUGAAAACAUACAAGAAUAAAUAA